Astyanax mexicanus (Mexican tetra) is the source of this 2016-nucleotide messenger RNA. Its product is annotated as cytochrome P450 4V2. The record is from RefSeq and is a predicted model, not a curated record. Bases 90 to 1622 code for a protein of 510 amino acids. Gene Ontology annotation, molecular function: monooxygenase activity; iron ion binding; oxidoreductase activity, acting on paired donors, with incorporation or reduction of molecular oxygen. Lineage: Eukaryota; Metazoa; Chordata; Actinopteri; Characiformes; Acestrorhamphidae. The transcript is spliced from 11 exons.
GGCUGAAACAGUUGAGUCUGAAGUUCAUGUGAGAGCAGCUUGCUGGCUUUUUCAGAAGCGCUUGCCGGAGCCAACUCCAUUACAGCAAAAUGGCCAUUCUGUUUGGAUUAUACACCCUGGGGAGCAUAACUUCAAUCAUCCUGCUUAUUCUGCUGGCAUGCCUCACAUUUCAACCACUUAAAAGGUAUAUACACAAAUGGAAUGAGAUGAGGCCAAUUCCAGGAAUGGAGGGGGCCUUCCCAAUCAUUGGCAAUGCUUUGCAGUUCAAAGCCAAUGCAGCAGAGUUCUUCAACCAGAUUGUUCAGGGCACCAAUGAGAACAGGCACCAGCCUCUGGCGAAGGUUUGGGUAGGACCUGUCCCCUUCCUCGUCUUGUUUCAUGCAGAGACCAUCGAGGCUGUCCUAAGCAGUUCCAGACACCUCGACAAAUCCUUUUCAUACACGUUCCUCCAACCAUGGCUCGGCACAGGUCUACUGACCAGCACAGGAGACAAGUGGCGCAGCCGACGCAAAAUGCUGACCCCGACGUUCCACUUCUCCAUCCUCGCCGACUUCCUGGACGUGAUGAACGAACAGAGUGAUAUUUUGAUCCAGAAGAUGCAGAAGCACGUAGGCGGAGAGCCAUUCAACUGCUUCAGCUAUAUCACUCUCUGUGCUCUGGACAUCAUAUGCGAGACUGCAAUGGGCAGAAGGAUCUACGCUCAGAGCAACGCUGACUCAGAAUAUGUGCAAAGUGUGUAUAAGAUGAGUGACAUCAUCACUCGGAGACAGAGAUUCCCAUGGUGGUGGCCUGAGUGGAUCUAUAACACGUUUGGAGAGGGUAAAGAACACGCCAGACGCCUGAAGAUCCUGCACUCCUUCACUUCCAGUGUGAUCAAAGAGAGAGCGGAGCACACGAGUGAAGGAUCAGACAGUGAGUCAGAUCACCGCUCCAGAAAGAGAAGGGCCUUCUUGGACAUGCUAUUAAAAACCACAGAUGAAGCCGGCAGAGCGUUGAGUCAUGAGGACAUUCAGGAGGAAGUGGACACCUUCAUGUUUGAGGGUCACGACACUACAGCAGCUGCUCUAAACUGGACUUUACAUCUAAUCGGCUCUCAUAGAGACAUCCAGAAUAAACUGCAGGCAGAGCUGAAGGAGGUGUUCGGAUCAUCAGACCGUCAUGUGGGGGUGGAGGACCUGAAGAGGCUGCGUUACCUGGAGUGUGUCAUUAAGGAGAGUCUGCGUAUCUUCCCCUCCGUGCCGUUGUUUGCGCGCAGCAUCUGCGAGGACUGUCACAUAAACGGGUUUAAAGUCCCGGAAGGUGUGAACGCUGUGAUCAUCCCGUACGCUCUUCAUCGAGACCCCCGCUACUUUCCAGAGCCUGAGGAGUUUAGACCCGAUCGUUUCCUGCCGGAGAACAGUGUAGGAAGACAUCCAUACGCGUACAUCCCGUUCUCCGCAGGCCCCAGGAACUGCAUCGGCCAGCGCUUCGCACUGAUGGAGGAGAAGGUGGUUCUUGCCACAGUGUUGCGUCACUUUGACGUGCAGGCGUGUCAGAGCCGCGACGAUCUGCGGCCCCUGGGGGAGCUCAUCCUGCGUCCAGAGAAGGGCAUUUGGAUCAAACUGCGCAGGAGGGCCAACUGAUCCCCACACACUAAAUCCUGCAUGCAGGCUUUUCAUGCAGUGAAGUCGUUUUUUUUUUGUCUGUGGUAAAUUAUAGUCUGCGCAGACACAUAAACGACAAACAUGAAGCACAGCAAUUCUCUAGUCCUCUAUCUGAGAGUCAUGCCCUUUAUGAUGCUUUCUGUUAGAAUCCGUUGUUUACCUUGUCCUGCAGUGAGAGCUGGAGUUUACAGUAAUGUGGUGUCACAUUCUUCAGUGUACUGUAUGCACUGUACUCAGGGGUUCAAAUCCCAGCGCAUCCAGAACAGAAACUCAACAUGGAAAUCUAAUUUAAUGGUUUUUAAAAAGUUUAAUCACAUUUAUAAAUAAAAAUAAGCUGCUGCGUUUAAAUAAAUGACUGAAUAUUGUUACUUUA